AUGGGUAGCAGAGGGAAAGCGUCUUCGCCGACCCCAGGAUUUUCAGCUAGGCCCGAUGAUGCCAAUCAAUCCGCGGAAUGGUUGGCAACCAAGCCAAAGUAUCCAUUUCUUACGACUCGGUUCUCGAACGAACGCGUUGCAAGUCGAUGUGGCGUUCACACCAUCGGCCACGGGAAAGGGAGGCGGGGUAUUUGGACCCUUUCAGACCAGGUCUCCGUGUAUAUGAGAGGCCCAAAGGACUGGGAGCAAAUCAAGUCAUGGAACAGCCACAUCGAUUUUGAGAGUACGGAACAGAUAGCCCCUAAGAGAGCGUUCGGAUCUGACGGCCACGACGAGGACCAUCCGGCGACAUAUCCGCCACUGGCAUAUCCAACAUCUGCUUACCCGCCUAGCAGGCUCAUACGAACCUGGGACCUCCAAAGAUAUCGCAUACCAAGAGAUUGGAUGCCAGAAUGGAAGGCGCCAGAUCCAUUUCCUACACAGACAGAUAAGGCAGACGGAAAUAAACCUAGAGCGGAUACGAGGGAAGGACUAGAGAGCAAGGGCGCAGACGCCACGGGGUUGACAUCCAAAAUUGAUAAUGAGCCGGUCGACACUGGAGGGUCACAUGAGAAGCAUGACUCUGUGACUCUGGGUCCCACUUCAUCUCUUGACACUAUCAUGCGAGAUGACGACCAAGAGCCCACGAAUAAGGAGGCAGAAAGCUCGGUGAUUAGAGCAGACAUAGGCGGCGAGGCAGUCAAUACUGGAUUGCUAGGUAACGAAGAUAACGUUCCAAGCAUUGUCAUUCCCAGGACUUCGCCAGACACUAUUCCAAAGAACAAUGAAGCUACGAGGUCAUCGUUCGCAGUCAUAGAAUACACCAAUCACGACAAUAUUGGCCAUCCGAGUGAUAAGGAUGACACCCCUUCAAUCAAGGUGGCCACAUCACCGCCCAGUAUUACCCCCAAGAUCAUCGAAGAUUCAAAGCCAGCAUCUGGCUCAAGCAUGAACAAGAAGUCAUCAGAUCUCAAAGGGUCAAAUCGUUGGUCCAACGUGCCUGCGAGUGACUUGACUCCCACAGUACCCAAGAGUCUGCCCAGCACCAUCGGAAGUGCAAGCCCAGUAUCUCAUGCAACCGUUCCAGAAGAUAACGCAACCGACACAAGGUUGCCAAAAAAUGGUCCUGCAGUCGAGGUGACUACCUCAGUACCAAAGUCUCUCCUCAACACUAACGAAAUGGUAACUCCGAAAUUAAGUUAUGCCGAUAUCUUGAAAUCAACAACAGCCGCGACUACGGUACUGAAUAGCACGAACAAAAAUCUAAUCAAUGGCACUAGCCCAUCCUUCAGCACUAUUCCAGAAAGACAGAAGCCCAGUUAUACAACAUUAAAAUCAAAAACAGGCCAAGGGGAAAAGAGCAAGAUCACGAGUGACGGUGGGAACAAGGGUUCUGCGAUUGAGGUGACCACCACAGUAUCAAAAGCUGUUCUCGGGGCCAAAAAGCCCGCACACCUAACAUCCAAUACUAGGACUGAGAAGGAGGAAACAAGUGGUACUUGGGGUGGGAAGAGUGGCAAGAGUAAUGUUCCUGGGAUCGGGGGUAGUACUUCGGUGUCUGCAAAGACCAUGCAGCACGAUAUCAUAAGGCGUGAAACCAAUGAGCCCAAAGCGCCAAUAUCUGGAGAAAACGAUAACAACCCAAUCAGGAAGAUGGUAGCGGUUGAUAAGCAUAUCGUUCCUGGUAUUGUGACGACUGCCGCAGUGCCGGAGACUGGCGCUGGACAUGAUUCUAUACAGGUCGAGAUAAAGGAGACUCUAACAUCGGCAUCUGGAGACAAUGAAGACAAUAGAGCCAAGCAUAUACGGGAGACCGAGGAUGCCAUUCCGAGCAACGAAGUAGACGCCUCAAUGCUCGACACGAUUGCUCAGCAAGGAAAAUCGAAUCCCGAGACGACAGAGGCCAAUAAUACGAUUCCUGAAAACACGAACAAUAAUACAAACGUAUCCGUGCCACCUGGAGAUGAGAAUACUGCAACCGCGAUUGAGAUCACUACUACCUCGCCGGUCGACACUACAUCUCGGCACUACUCCAUCGAUGAUGUUGGGACCGAAGAAACACUAGCUUCUGAGCUAAAGUUUCCCAAUACUCAAGGUUUUGAGAUUUCUCACAAAAAGACUCCUGCACAUAUCGCAGACAUGGCUGGAAACGCGGAUUGUCGAGAGAACAACACUAUGGAGCAAUUGAGUACUCACUUGUCUGGACUUUCUGUCGGGCAACCUGAACCGCUUCAGCAAGACGAGACGAUAGCGGCCGACCAAGCGCAGGACGAAAAUGCGGAUGAAAGCAGCAAGUCGAAGAAGAAGAGAAAGCCGAAGAAGAAGAAGAACAAGUCGUCGAGCGAGGCUGUUCCCGAAGUGCAAUUUGAGGGUCCCUAUGCGGAUGGUCAGUUCACCAAACUCGUUUUUCCCCACACAUCAGACCCUUACAAGAUUUUGCCUUUCUUUAUAGUCGAGAUUCUUGAUUAUGCUUGUCGUCUCAAUAUCCCAAAUAUCUCGGGAUAA
Messenger RNA from Cadophora gregata, 2544 nucleotides. RefSeq lists its product as uncharacterized. NCBI's taxonomy places the organism in Eukaryota, Fungi, Ascomycota, Leotiomycetes, Helotiales, Ploettnerulaceae. The transcript has a single exon. The record is from RefSeq and is a predicted model, not a curated record. The coding region runs from base 1 to 2544 and encodes 847 amino acids.